CUGUUUACUGUCGCCUGUCAGCGUUUGGCUUUGGUAAUUAAUUAGGUUAUUUUGUUGACGUUGGCUAAAUUCUGGUCAUUAAUUUCAAAGGAAAAGAGAGUUUGAACAUAAGGAUCAGGCCGGUUUUAUGCAAAAUAAAUAGUUUUAUUGUAUUUAAAAGUGUUAACCUUAUUUGUUUCAAUUUUAUAUAUUUUUUAUGAAUAUAUUAUUAUUUUGGUUGUAAAUUUAGGUUAAAAAAUACACGUCAAGAACAGUAAAUUAUGAAUCACACUAAUGAGAGGAAAGUAGCUUUAAUCACAGGAAUUACUGGUCAAGAUGGUUCCUAUUUGGCAGAGUUUCUCUUGGAAAAGGGAUAUCAUGUUCAUGGAAUCAUACGACGAUCAAGUUCCUUCAACACUUCACGAAUCCAGCAUUUGUAUUCUAACCCUACAUCUCACAAAGAAGGAAGGAUGAAGCUACAUUAUGGAGAUAUGACAGAUAGCAGCUGUCUUGUUAAGAUAAUCAGUACAGUACGUCCAAGUGAAAUCUAUAAUUUAGCAGCGCAGAGCCAUGUAAAGGUAUCAUUUGAUUUGAGUGAGUAUACUGCAGAAGUUGACGCCGUGGGGACACUUCGGUUGUUGGAUGCUAUUAAAACAUGUCAGUUAGAAAAGAAUGUGAAAUUUUACCAAGCCUCUACAUCAGAACUUUAUGGAAAAGUUCAAGAAAUACCACAGAAAGAAACAACACCUUUUUACCCAAGAUCUCCCUAUGCUGUUGCCAAACUAUAUGCCUACUGGAUGGUGAUAAACUACAGAGAAGCGUACAACAUGUUUUGUUGUAACGGUAUACUGUUCAACCACGAGAGUCCACGCAGAGGGGAGAACUUUGUAACUCGUAAGAUCACAAGAUCAGUGGCUAAGAUACAUCUAGGUUUGAUGGAUUUCAUGGAACUCGGCAACUUAGAUUCCAAGCGUGACUGGGGCCAUGCCAAAGACUAUGUUGAAGCGAUGUGGAUGAUGCUCCAAUUGGAUCAACCAGAUGACUUUGUGAUUGCCACUGGAGACACCCACAGUGUACGAGAAUUCGUUGAAACAGCUUUUGCGUUUGUGGACCGUAAGAUCAUCUGGGAGGGCUCUGGAGUGGAGGAGGUUGGCAAAGAAGCAGAUACUGGCAUUGUGAGAGUCAGAAUUAAUCCCAAGUACUUCCGACCAACAGAAGUCGAUUUAUUGCUUGGUGAUGCUAGUAAAGCAAGAAAAACUUUUGGAUGGGCACCUCGAGUCACAUUUAAGGAACUGGUGAGAGAUAUGAUGCAAGCAGAUAUUGAUCUGAUGAAGAAGAAUCCGACUGCGUAAAACGAGCAUAGUUUGUUUUAUGUGUCCAGCAGCACAGUUUUUCAACGAGGGGAUUUUAAGUAACUUAAAGUAUUUAACUAUUUUUAAAAGGAAGUUUAAUUACAGAUUUGCAUGUGUUUCUAGGUUUAAAUUUUGUUAAAUUGAAUUCUAAGAUUUGUUAAUGUA
Homalodisca vitripennis (glassy-winged sharpshooter) is the source of this 1496-nucleotide messenger RNA. It is a transcript of the gene Gmd, whose product is annotated as GDP-mannose 4,6 dehydratase. Gene Ontology annotation, molecular function: GDP-mannose 4,6-dehydratase activity. The transcript has 7 exons. Gene Ontology annotation, biological process: GDP-mannose metabolic process. Lineage: Eukaryota; Metazoa; Arthropoda; Insecta; Hemiptera; Cicadellidae. The record is from RefSeq and is a predicted model, not a curated record. The coding region runs from base 261 to 1331 and encodes 356 amino acids.